AGCUGGCGCGCGUCGGCGCCGAGGCGGAGCGCGCCGCCGCCGCCCAGCAGGAGGCACAGGCUGAGGUGCAGUCGUUGCGCUCUCAGCUGGCGCACGCCACGCUGCUGGUCGGCGACCGUGACUCGGAGAUCGGUCGGCUGCGCGAGCGGCUGCUGCAGCAACGCCGCCUGCUGGACGAGCCGCUGCCUGCGCAGCAGCUGCGCCAGCGACUGAGCCAUGAGCUGGGCGAGCUGUGCGCAGAGUUAGCGGCGCCGCGGCGGUCUGGUUCGCUCGAAGCGGCCGAACUUGGCGGCGCCGGUGAGAUGGCCGCCGAUAGCUCCGAGUCGGCGGCGCGCUCCGAGACCAGCGAGCUGGGUCCCGAGAAGGCGCAGCUACUGCGCGCCCAGCUGGCCGACCUGCGCGACCAGCUGCUCGCGCGCGACCGGCUGCUGGCCGAGCAGGAGGCACGCGGCGAGGAGGUGGAGGAGCUGCGCCAGACACUGGCCGAGCGAGAUCGCGAGCUAGCCGCUGCCGGCCUGCAGCUGGCUGAGUUCUCGGAGCUGCCGCAGCGGCUGCACGCCGCUGAGCAGCGGCUGGACGAGGUGACCGGACAGCUGACCGAACUGGACGAGCUCCGGCAGACGCUGGCGGCGCGUGAGCGCGAGCUGACGCUGGCCGAGGGACAGCUGAACGAGAUCGCCGAGCUGCGCGACCAGCUGGAGGGGCGUGACCGACAGCUGGUGGCGGCCGCCGGGCAGCAGCAGGAGCUGCGGCAGGCGCGCUGCCUGCUGGCCGAACGCGACGACGAGAAGGCCGCCCUGCUGCGCCACAUGGACGAGCAGCGGCGCGAGCAUGAGCGUGAGGCGCGCGCACUGCGCGACAAAUUCGACCUGACCAUCACGGCGCCCACGUGGGAGCAGUACAAGGAGGCGCUGCAACGGCACGAGCGCGAGCAGCGGCGGCUGCGGCGCCGGCUGGCUGACUCGCACGGCGCCUGCGAGCUGCUGCAGCGCCGGCUCGAGGAGCUGGCUGACUUCAUGGAGAUGCUGCUCAAUCUGGAGGAGCGCGGCCUGCUGGACCUCAGCUGUCUCACGGCUCAGCACAUGGCGGACCUGCAACGGUCGCUGCUGCAGAGCCGCGAGCUGUCGCAGUCGCUGACGCAGUCGCUGCUGCUGGGCGCGGACGCGGCGCUCGACGCCUCCGCCACGUCGCUGGACGCGCCGCCGCCGGCCGCCGACCAGUCGUCGCUGCACGUCCCGGCGCUGGCUGAGGCGAAGGCGCAGGCGACGGCGGCUGUGGUGGUCCAGAAGCCGAACUCGUCGCGUGCUGCGGCUGAGCCCGAAGACGGCGCGCAGUCGGCGCCGUCUGACGUGCCCGCGUCGGACUUGGCGGCGACUGCCGUACCCGACACCGCUGUGGUGGAGCCACCUGCCGAGGCGCCGCCCGCACAGCCAGCGCCGUCGCCGCCGACGUCCGAGGCGGCGGCACAGACGGCCCCGGCGCCGAACACGUCCGAGGCGGCGGCGCAGGCAGGAGAGCCGGACCCGGCGCCGAUCGAGCAGACGGUGCUCGAGCUGCGCGAGCGGCUGGAUGCCCGCUGCGCCCGGCUGGAGGCGCUCACUGCUCAGCUGGAGAGCCGCGACGAACAGCUGCGGCGGCAGGCGCAGCUGGUCGUCGAGCUGCGCGACGAGCUGGGCCGCGCGCAGGGCCGACAGGUGGCGAGCCCCGAGGGGGAAGUCGCCAGCGCCGAGGAAGCCGAGCAGGCCGACGACGCGCCGCUGCCGGCCGCGCUCUGCGACGCGCUGCCCGGCGACGUGCGCGACCGGAUCCGCUCGUUGGUCCUGCGCCAGCGCACCACGGAGCUGGCCAGCGGCGCCGAGACUGCGCCCGCCGGGCGCACCGUGGAGCGGGCGCUCAGCCCGAUCCUGGGCCUGGCGCGCGCCCAGUCGGCGGAGCUGCUGGAGCUGCGCUCGGCCGGCCGGCCGCCCAAGCCGAGCCGCUCGUCCGGCGAGCUUCGGGUCCGAUCCGGCCCGGCCGCCGCCGCCGCCGAGUCGGACGACUCAGAGACGGCCCGCGAGGUGCACCGCAACGCGGCACUCGACCCGCCGCUGUUGCUGCCGCCGGCGCCGGCGCCAGGCGACUUCAGCGAGUCGGAGGCGUGGUCAGAGCCGGACCGCGACAUCAGCCUGGCGCGCAUCGGGCUCGACCAGAGCUCGCUCGGCACGCGCACAGAGUCCUGGCUGGGCGUGCCCUCCGAGACGGACGCCCGCCGCUCGCGCCGCCGCCAGAAGACGGGCUCGCAGGAGGCCCAGGAGCUCGAGGCGCAGAUUGAGAGCCUACAGCAGGUCAAGAGCGCCUUGCGAGCUGAGGUCGACAUCUACCAGAAGAUGCUGCCCGCCGGCGGACACAAGGCCAAGCAGCCCGACAGCCAACCGAACCAGACGGGCGUCAUGGUGCCGCUGGAGGUGCUGACGGAGAUCCACAGCCUGCAGCAGCAGCUGGAGCGCGCCAUCGCCGCCAACGAGCGCAUCCGCCGCCAGAUGGAGCUCUCGCCAGAAAUGAUCACGCAGGAGGAGCUGACCGAGUCGAACCAGAAGCUGGCGGCCACGCAGCAGCGCUGUGACGAGCUGCGCUCCAAGCUGACGCGCGCCAAGGAGAACCUGCGACUGGCGCAGCUCAACGCCGAGGAGUUCAAGGACAAGUUCGUGCGCGUCUCUGACGAUAUGGUCAGCCUCCGCGAGCGCUUCAGCCAGAUGCAGGCGGACAGGGAGCGGACCGAGACGCAGCUGCUGGAGCUCAACCGCGAGAAGCUGCGGCUGCUGAGCGAACGCAAGCAGCUGGCGAGCCGGGGCCGGCUGCUGCGCAGCGAGAGCUGCCUGCUGGACGGCGAGACGCGGCGCACGGCGGCCGAGGGCCGUCGCAUGGAAGCGCAGCGCCGGCUGGAGGCCCGGCUGGCCGAGGAGCACCGCCACUGCGAGCGCCGAGUGGCCGAGCUGGGCCGCCUCAUGCAGGCCGACAAGCAACGGCUGACCGAGGUCAGCGCCCAGCUGGAGGAGGUCAACGCCGAGAUGGAGGCCAUGCGCCUCAAGCUCAACGAGCUGGACGACGCGGCCCAGUCCUGCCCCGAGUCGACCCGCAGCUGCGACCUGCCGGCGGCGCCCGUCACGCCCGCCGACCCGGCCGGGAGGCGAGGCUCAGAGUCGGACGGUCACGACGCGCACCACGAGAGCGACCGCACGUCGACCUACUCGUCCCCUGACCUGGGCAUCGAGUCCGACUGCAACCAGCGCUCGCCGCGCUCGUCACGCAUCGCACGGCGCAACGACGAAGGUGUGUCUCACCAGAAUGCCCAGGGGUCGCGCACCGGUAACACGUGCGAGCGCGACCAGAUGCAUUCCAAGCUGGCCACCACGCGCGCCGCCCUGCAGGAGGCGCUCGACAAGCUGAGCCGCGCCGACCAGCGCAAGGCGCGCGUCGAGCGCGCCAUCUACCGCCAGCUCAGCAAGACCCACGACAUCCUGCGGCGCGCCAAGAACAACCUGGCGCCGCCGCCGGCGCGACCGGCCGGCGGCGCGUGA
Messenger RNA from Pollicipes pollicipes, 3557 nucleotides. RefSeq names its product trichohyalin. Bases 303 to 3557 code for a protein of 1084 amino acids. The transcript is spliced from 14 exons. Gene Ontology annotation, cellular component: mitotic spindle pole; pericentriolar material; microtubule plus-end. The record is from RefSeq and is a predicted model, not a curated record. NCBI's taxonomy places the organism in Eukaryota, Metazoa, Arthropoda, Thecostraca, Pollicipedomorpha, Pollicipedidae. Gene Ontology annotation, biological process: chromosome segregation; microtubule bundle formation; establishment of mitotic spindle orientation. Gene Ontology annotation, molecular function: microtubule binding; gamma-tubulin binding.